AGACAAAACACAAGUGCAAGGAAGGACCAAGAAAUUCUAUCAAAAUAUAUAACUAGUAUUUUUGGUAAUUUUUGACUACAUUUUAUUGUAGUAAUGACACAUCUAGUGGAUCACAGUGAGUGUGUUUUUAAUAAUGUUGAAGAAGACGACAAUAACCUCUCCAAAAUAAGAAAAAAACUCCUCGACGAUUUCGAGACUGUGGAAACGAUUAGCGAUGUGUUGAAAACGGCAAAAGCCGCGGACUCAAGAGAACCGAUCAAGGUAUAUCUACGAGUUAGACCUUUGACGGAUCAAGAAGUCGAGGCUGGCGAAUCGCAGGAUUGCUUGCAAAUUGAGAACGAGCGAACAGUGGGCUUACAUCCACCGAAAUCCUCGUUCAAUUUCAAGCACCAUCAUAGGAAUGCUGUGACUGGCGAAACCAUACAACGUUUUACAUUCUCGAGGGUAUUUGGACCCCAAACAAAUCAAAAGCGGUUUUUCGAAGAAACUUCACUCGAUAUAGUGAAGGAUUUUAUCAACGGGCAAAAUUGUUUGGUUUUCAGUUAUGGCAUAACCAAUGCUGGCAAGACCUACACUAUUUUGGGGGAUCGUCAAAAUGCAGGCAUCCUGCCAAGAACGUUCAAAAUCUUGUUCAACACAAUCAAGGAGCAAAACUAUGAAAGUUCAAAUAUCAAGCCAAAGAUGUACUGUGAUGUGGUUAAACUGAGCAGCAUUCAGGAAGAAAAUGAGAUCACAAAGAAGAAAAAUCUUCUCUUAUUAAACGAUAUGACAACCUACCAUCAAAGUAUAAGUUCUAGCGAUUUGUCGCUACAAGAUUCCACUGUUCACGACCCGCGUCAACUGGACGAAAUUAUUGACUUAUCCACACUCCUCGACGCGACCAGUGUAGACGUCGAUGACCAAGGUCCCAUACAAUUUUCCUUAUGGAUAUCGUUUGCCGAGAUCUAUAACGAGCUUGUGUACGAUUUGCUGGAACCCAUUUCAAUGACCAAAGAGGGGAAAAGGAGAAUAUUGAGAGUUGGUGAUGACAGAAAUGGCAAUCCUUACAUUAAAGGAUUAACUGAAAUCCAUAUCAAUAACAUAGAAGAAGCAUGUAAGCUGCUGAAAAUUGGUAGAAAGAACCAGAAGAUUGCUUGUACAAAACUUAACACGCAUUCAAGCAGGAGUCACUGCAUAUUCACAUUGAAAAUUCUUCGUGUAGUGAAUACUGGUGAACCUCACGUGGCUCGAGUGAGCAGAUUGUCGUUUGUUGAUCUUGCGGGAUCUGAGCGCUAUUCGAAGACAAAAAAUACUGGAGUACGAAUUAAAGAGGCGGGAAGCAUCAACACGUCAAUCAUGACUUUGGGAAAAUGUGUUGAGCUUCUCCGUUUUAAUCAGCAUCAUACGAACAAUCAAAAGAACAUUCCGUUCCGCGAGAGCAAGCUUACUCGCCUCUUUCAGGGAUUUUUCUCCGGCAAAGGAAAAGCGUCGAUGAUCGUGAAUGUAAAUCCUUGUGCUUCCGCUUUUGACGAGACUUUGCAUGCGCUGAAAUUUUCUGCCAUUGCCAAAAAGGUGACUACGAUCGCUCAUGGUACUCAUCCAACCGCUCCGAUCCCCAAUAAUCGUGCUCCACGACUUCCCAAAAGAGUUCUUCGUUCGUCAGUUGCCUGGGCCGACGGAUCUACGGCCACUCCAGUUGGGAAUAAGAUCGGAGAAACGUUGGAUUCGACGUGCGGUGUCAUAGAUGAAAGUUUGAGAACGCCUUCGCCUGUUAACCAGGUAGACUACGAAAAAGUUGUAGCAGAACUUCAAACUGAGAUAAUAAAUGCGAAGAAAGAAUUGGCGUAUAUGGAAGUCAAAAUUCGUCAAGAGGUUUCCCAGGAAAUGGCCGAACAACUUGUUGAGAUAGAGAAAGUGUACAAUGACCGUGCGAUAGAAGAACAGCGUGCCACAGAAGAGCUUUACGAAAAGCGAAUUGACAUUCUUACCAAAUCAGUGAAGAAAGCCAGGAAACGUCCGCGUGUGGAGGAGCGCGUGGAAGAUGAUAACGAGGAGGAUGUUUCUGGUAUUUUGUUGCGCCAGGAACAAGUGAAGAACGCAGAAUUGACGGAAUUAGUUGCCGAAUUGAAUGAAAAGCUUUCUGUUGAACAAGUGCGGAUAGCGGAUUUGGAAAAAGAGCGAAUUUCGGUUCAGCAUUUGGAGGAGAAGAUGAAGGAACUGGAGGAACGCGGAGUAUCGGAACGGGAAGCUGCUAAGAAACGGUUCAACGAAAUGCGGCAUGAGUUGGAGGCAGAAAAUUGUGCUGCAAGUGAAAAAAUCAACGAACUUCGUGAGAAAGUUGUUACGGAACAGCAGACUGCGGAUCUUAGGGUUGCAGAUUUGAAAGCGGAACAUGACGAUGACGGGAAGCUAGUUAUACAAUAUGACGAGGAAAUAAAACGAUUGAAGGAGACGAAAUACAUUGAACUUUGCGAACUUCGAAAAGUUAUUGAAGAUCAAGAGAAGAAAAUAGUAUCGCUCGAGGAUGAAAUGGCGAAAAAGGAAAUAAUGUCGUCGGAUUGUGACCGGGAGGCGCAUGAAAAAUGUCUUAGUUUAGAGAAUGAGUUAAAAUCUCGAGGAAAACGAAUUGAAAUGCUUGAGAAAGAAUUGAAAGACACAAAAAUUGAUUUGGCUGGAAAAAAUACUCAAUUGAUGACGAUGAAGACUGUACGUGCCGGUCAGCCGCCUUCCACCCCUACACAGUUGAUUACGGCGAAGACUGUACGUGCUGGUCAGCCGCCUUCCACCCCUACACAGUUGAUUACGGCGAAGACUGUACGUGCUGGUCAGCGGCCCUCCACCCCUACCAAUAACGUCGUGAAGCAACUGGAGAAACGACUUCAAGAUUCGACUGCAGCUUUAGAUCAAAAGAAUUCUCAGCUUAUUGAGAAAAAUAAGACGAUUGCUAAGUUGGACAAGAACGUGAAUGAAUUGAGAGACGAUUUGAAAAAUAAAGAAGAUGAAUUAUUUGAACUUCGAGAAAGAGUAUCGCGUUUCGAUGAUUCCGAAGUUAUUGUCAGAGAAAAAGAUAACACGAUUGUUCAGUUGAGCGCCCAACUAAAGGAAAAGCAGUCAAUGCUGUUGAACAAAACGAAAGAAACAGAAGAAGUUAUUGAGAAUUUACGAUUCGUCGAAGGGGAGUUGCAAAUCCUUAGCUCGAAGGAGGAGGAGACACAGAAGGAUAUUUCGAUUCUUUCUAACGAAAGGAACAGUCUGAAAUGUGAAAUGGAAAAGUGUGAAUCGAAGUUGGAAGAGUCUGGUCGAAAUGAGGAAAUGUUAAGACAAAAAAUGGAAGAGUUUAGGAAAAACGAGGAAAAAAUCCAAGAGCAAACGUUGAAGUUUAACAGCGAAAUCGAGGAGCUGAAACAGUCAAUUCGAUUGAAAGAAAUCGAAAUAAAGAAAAUCGAAGAUGACAAAACGGAACGAGUUGCUGAGUUGCUUAAAAACAUAAAAAGCUUGGAGGAAACACAGAAAAAAACGGAUGAACGUUUACAGAAAAGUGUUGCAGAAUUUAAUCUUUGUCAGAAAUCCAAUGAGAAACAAUUGAAGGAACUUCUCAUCGGAAAGCAAGAGAUACAGGCUAAAUUUGAUCAGGCUCUUUGCGAUCUUUCAUUUGUCCAAGCGUCUGUCAGCGAGCGCAAUCGAGAAUUGGACUCGUUGAAUGACACAGUCCGCUGCAAGGAAGAUGAAGUACGAACGCUGCAAGCGGAGUGUGGUAAACUUCGCAAUGAACUGAAGACAAUUUCCGAACGCAAAAACGAUCGCACUCCCGAACUCGACGAUGAAAAAGAAAAAAUACAAAAACUUUAUGCUGAACUUUCGAAAGCUGAUGAAAAAAGGGCAAGAGAAAAUGUCAUACUGAAGAAAGGUCUUGCAGAACAAGAAAACCUCGUGGCAAAAAUGGAUGUGGACCUUGCCUCAAAAGUUCAAGAAAUAGCUGAUCUGUCGUCGCAAAUCGAGCGGUUACAUAAGGAUAAUGACGUCAUGAAAGAAUUGAGGAAAACCAAUGGCGACUUGGAAGAACAGAGUGAACUGCAUAAAAUCAAGAUAUUCGAACUAGAGACUGAGGUGGAAAAACUUCAUCAAAAUCUAGAGAAAGAGACGACAAAGAAAGACACCGCGACACAAGCAUUGAGAGAUGGCUUGGCUAUCGCAAAGACAAAGAAGAAAGAGUACGAAGUGAAGUUAAAAAAAAUCGAAGAAGAAAAUGCUCUUGCGUUGAAGGCAUAUGAGGAAAAAGUUGCCGAUUUAAAGCAAGAGAUGGAGACGUUGAAAUCCGAGAAAAAAAUUAAUGGCGGCAAGACACUGGACAAUGUGGAACACAAAGUAUUUCAAUUUGAAAGUGGAAGUAGCAGUAGCAACGAAAACGGCGACUUUGAAUACAAGCCAAUCGAUGUUGAGAGCUUUAAUUCAUCACCGCGAAGUGAUCGUGUGGAGAUUGAUGUAACUCCCAUCACAGGAAGGGGUUUAGUGAAUUCUGGGAAGAAAACUGGCGGUAAAAGUCGUGCGUUGAAACGGACGAGCAGUAGCCUCACGCUUAAAGAGAUUCAGCGCAUCUGUUCCGACAAGAAGAUAAAACAUGACAGUGAAGAUGAUUUUACUCCUGCGUCUAAAAAGAAAACUCGCAGCUCAACAUUGCAACAUUUGAAACAAAAGGCAUUUACUGGUUCGACUGGGUCAUUGCCUGGUUUGAAGGAAAACUCUGAAAACGCUGACCCGCGUAAAACACGAGCUUCUACGAAACUCUUCAGUAAAUUUCCUUUUUCAUCUGACGACAAAGACAAACCAAAGACAGGAAAGGGUAAGCGACGAAAACUGCUGAAAAAGAUCGAUAUUUCUUCCCCAAUUGAUUCGCCUCUUGCCGUCAAGAUGGAAACUGUAAACAUUUCUCCUGCAUCAUCGAGGGCGCAAGAUGUCAUAAUGAGACGCUUACGUUCGCGUAACGUAAAAGUGAAACAUUAAAUGUGAAGAAAGAUGAGAGUUUAAGUAAACAAUGACAAACAUCUGGUAAAGAUUGUUUGCCUCAAAGAUGAAUUUUAGAGCCAUGAAAUUGAUCUAUGUUUCCAGCUUAUGUUUACGAAUGUAAUUAUGUUACUUUCUUUUAGUAAUUUAAACUCCGAAUUCUAAUCUAAAUUGUAAAUAGUUCAAUUUGACCGAGAUUCGACGUAUGUUCGAAAAGGAAUUUGAUCUUUGGAUUUCAAUAGUAGCGGAGCCAGCCUCCUGGUUGUUUUAGUCCUAUUUAAACAUUUUAUUCUUGUUUAAAUUGAGAAUAUUGGCUUAUACAAGGACUAAGUGAUUGGGUCAGCUACACGAUUAUUACAUUAAAAUAACAUCUAAAUUAGCCAA
Messenger RNA from Xenia sp. Carnegie-2017, 5364 nucleotides. Its product is annotated as kinesin-like protein KIF20B. Bases 94 to 4980 code for a protein of 1628 amino acids. Gene Ontology annotation, biological process: mitotic spindle assembly; microtubule-based movement. Lineage: Eukaryota; Metazoa; Cnidaria; Anthozoa; Malacalcyonacea; Xeniidae. Gene Ontology annotation, cellular component: spindle microtubule; nucleus. The record is from RefSeq and is a predicted model, not a curated record. The transcript is spliced from 26 exons. Gene Ontology annotation, molecular function: ATP binding; microtubule binding; plus-end-directed microtubule motor activity.